AUGGCCCCUCCAGCCGCCUUCGCCGGCGCCCUCUGCCUCCUCUCCCUAACCACCACCACCCUCGCCUCCUUCACCUCCAACCUGAACUACCGCAGCCCAUCACUCAACGAAAACCACAUCAACCUGGGCAUCGACACUGCGAAAAUCCACCACCGCAGCCUCACAAAACGCUCAGAACCCGCCUACACCCCGUCAGAGCUCCACUUCACCCACGGCGUCGCCUCAGGCGACCCCUACGCCGACAGCGUAAUCCUCUGGACGAGAGCCGCACCCUCCCUCAACGCCUCAGCCAGCGAAACAACAGUAUCCGGCGCCGUUCCGCUAUACGACCACGAGAACGAGAAAUACGCCAAGGCCAGCGCGCAUCCGAUUUGCGUGACGUACCGCGUUUUGGACAGUCCCAGUGCGAAUGCCAGUGUCGUCGAUGAGGGCGAAGUUUACACAAGCAGCGAUGUUGACUACACAGUCAAGGUCGAAGCAACCGGUCUCCAGCCAUUCACGAGCUACUGGUACCAGUUUCGUAUCUGCGACUCGGAGAAUGUCUCCCCGCUUGGACGGACGAAGACGGCGCCUAGUGCGGACCAGGAUGUUGAGGAGGUUAAGCUGGCUGUGCACUCUUGCAGCAAUUACCCAACCGGCUACUUCAACGCCUACGGCAACGUCGCGCGCAAGGACGGCGUUGACUACGUGAUCCACCUAGGCGACUACAUCUACGAGUACGAGAACGGGGUGCCGGGCGUCGACGAGCGCGCCGUUAUCCCGCCGCGCGAGAUCUUUAGUCUCUAUGACUACCGCACCAGACUGGGACAGUAUCGGACGGAUGAGGACCUUCGCGCGAGCCAUGAGAUGUUUCCGUGGAUUCCGGUUUGGGAUGAUCAUGAGAUCGCAAACAACGGAUACAGAGACGGCUUCAGCGGACUGCGCAACACGGAGGAAAGCUUCGUGAACUAUGGGCCACGGAUCAGCGUGGACCAGCGCAAGAUGAAUGCCGUGCGGGCUUACUUUGAGUGGAUGCCGAUUCGACAAGUCGACAUGGACGACGGCCUGCGCAUCUGGCGGAGCUUCCAAAUGGGCACGCUCUUCGACCUGAUCAUGCUCGAUACGCGGAACUACGACCGCUCCAUCACAGAUCUGAGCGACAACACCGAAUACAUAAAAUCAAUCCACGACUCCCCCGCACGCUCCCUGCUAGGCCCGCGGCAAGAAAACUGGUUCUACCGCACCCUCUCGGAGUCCCACAGCCGCGGCGCAAAAUGGCGCGUCAUCGGCAACCAGCUCGUCUUCGCGCAUAUCCAGCAGGUUAACGAAGACGGGUCCCUGAGUUUCAACGCCGACGCGUGGACCGGGUACCGGGCGAACCAGAACCGCACGCUGCGGCAUCUGUAUGAGAAUGGGAUUGGCGAUAAUAUUAAUAUUGCGGGCGAUACGCAUGUGAAUUGGGUCUCCGAUAUGAUCUGGGAAGGCACACACCCAUACAACAACAUCACGGGCGCCGGCUCCGUGGGCGUUGAAUUCGCAGGCACGGCCGUCUCAAGCACUGGUCUAAGCACAGUGUCCGUCUCGGACGCCGAGACCAUCGCUCAAUCGUACAGCGUCAACCCCGAGCUCAAGUGGGUGGAGGGAUACUACCGCGGCUACUUCGAGCUGCACCUUCGGCGGGACAAAGCUAAGGCGCGGUACUUUGGGUGUCCGUCUGUUGCGAGCCGGAAUAGCUGGGAGCUCCCGCUGGCGAAUUGGACGGUGCGUCGUGGUGAGAGUCACCUUGAACGGCCGCUUGCGGGGGGUGCGGUUGAGGCGGGGUAUUUUGUUGGUAGGGAGGUGAAGCAUAGUGAGGUUGCGGUUGAUACGGCGACGGGGAUUUGGGAGAGUGUGAGGGGGAGGUUUGGGAAGAUGUUUAUUGAGCAUUAG
Messenger RNA from Aspergillus mulundensis, 1908 nucleotides. Its product is annotated as alkaline phosphatase D family protein. Lineage: Eukaryota; Fungi; Ascomycota; Eurotiomycetes; Eurotiales; Aspergillaceae. The transcript has 6 exons. The record is from RefSeq and is a predicted model, not a curated record. The coding region runs from base 1 to 1908 and encodes 635 amino acids.